Messenger RNA from Diospyros lotus (date-plum), 1817 nucleotides. RefSeq names its product nuclear transport factor 2-like. Gene Ontology annotation, molecular function: mRNA binding. The transcript is spliced from 9 exons. NCBI's taxonomy places the organism in Eukaryota, Viridiplantae, Streptophyta, Magnoliopsida, Ericales, Ebenaceae. Gene Ontology annotation, cellular component: ribonucleoprotein complex; cytosol. The coding region runs from base 173 to 1579 and encodes 468 amino acids. The record is from RefSeq and is a predicted model, not a curated record.
GAGUUCAAGCAUCAGGCCUGCGAAUCUCUGCUCUUGUCCUGUCUCUUCGCUCUCACGCUGCGUUCUCUUUCCCACCUCGCAGAUCGCUUUACCUCGUCUCUCUCUCUCUCUCUCUCUCUCUCUCUCUCUGCGUGGAAUCACUUCCUGUCUCUCGGAAAUCACUCGCUAACAGAUGGCAGCACAGGCAGCAAAUUCUGCUGCUCCUUUACCCAGUGCCCAAUUUGUCUGUAAUGCCUUUGUUGACCAGUAUUACCACAUUCUUCACAUAUCGCCAGAACUUGUUUAUAAAUUUUACCAAGAUAAAAGUGUGGUAAGCCGGCCAGACUCUAAUGGUGGAAUGACUUCAGUGACAACCAUGCAGGCAAUCAAUGACAAGAUUCUAUCAUUGGGUUAUGGAAAUUACAAGGCAGAGAUCAAAACUGCUGAUGCACAGGGGUCCUACAUGGAAGGAGUGAUUGUUUUAGUAACUGGAUGCUUGACUGGGAAGGACGAUGUGAAAAGGAAAUUUGCACAGACUUUCUUCCUAGCUCCACAAGAGAAAGGAUAUUUUGUCCUUAAUGAUGUUUUUAGGUAUGUUGAUGGAAAUGAAUCAUUGGAUAUCAAUCCCCCGGCAGUUAAUGACAUCAAUGAUGAUGCUCUGGUUGCCCCCAUGCCAUCAGAGCCAGAGCCCAUUAAUGCUCCUGAUCAUCCUGAGCCUGAGCCCAGCAUGAGCUUUGAGUCUGAGGGUCUGAAUAAUGGUGCAGAAGUUUGUGAUCCCUCAGACCAUGAGGAAGGGUCAGUUCUGGAAGAAGAGGUUAUUGAUGAACCCCCAAUGAACUCGAGUCAGAAUGAAACUAUUCCCAUUAUAAUUUCAGAUCCUUCUACUGCUCAUGAGGACAAGAAAUCAUAUGCUUCAAUUGUGAAGGCGACUAAGGCUGCUAAAACUUUUACUCCAGUCUAUGUUCCUACCGGUAGAGUGAGCAUGCCAUCUGCAAAUGAUGAACCGCCACUGGUUUCUGCUGAAAUAUCCCCUGAAUUAGAAGUUUCAGUUACUACUGGUGAUAGUGCUCCAGAAACUACUGAUGCUCAUGAAGAAGUUGAAGGCCACUCCAUUUACAUACGGAAUUUGCCUUUGAACGCAACGACUGCACAGCUUGAUGAGGAGUUCAAAAAAUUUGGCCCUAUUAAGCAUGGGGGAAUUCAAGUCCGGAGUAAUAAGCAUCAGGGAUUUUGUUUUGGCUUUGUUGAGUUUGAAUCAUUGAAUUCCAUGCAGGCUGCUAUAAAGGCCUCGCCUAUAGAGAUUGGGGGUCGCCAAGCUGCUGUAGAGGUGAAAAGGACUACCACUCGAGUUGGCACCAGUGGAAGAGGAAGGUACCCAUCAGGCAGGGGGGGAUACCGGAAUGACAGUUUCAGGGGUCGCAACAACUUUGGUGGUGGCAGGGGCUAUAGCAGGAAUGAAUUUAGAAACCAGGGCGAUUUUUCAGGUCGACCUAGGGGUCCAAGUGGACGCAGUGGAGAGGGUUAUCAACGUGUAGAUCAGAAUGGAACUGGAAGAUUUGAUCGUCAAGGUGGACCGAAGAGCGCUGCUGGUUCUGGGUGAUAGCUGUUCUAUCAUCAUCUACCAGUCACUAUCCCUAUAGAAAAUGAGAGACGCCCCUCUUCAUUUUCUUUUCGGUGUCUAGGUUAGGUGUUAAUAUUUUUGCUAUGUUAACCCCAUUUUUCAUCAUUGGGAUAAUGGGUUAGGGGGAUACGCCAGUUGGUUAGUUGGUCUAUGCAUUGAAACGAUCAAUUAGUCCAUAAAUGUCAUGAAAAGGUGGUUUGGUGCAUCUUUAUUCUCA